Penaeus chinensis is the source of this 1245-nucleotide messenger RNA. RefSeq names its product protein gar2-like. The transcript is spliced from 8 exons. Bases 25 to 1245 code for a protein of 406 amino acids. The record is from RefSeq and is a predicted model, not a curated record. Lineage: Eukaryota; Metazoa; Arthropoda; Malacostraca; Decapoda; Penaeidae.
UCUUCUCUCGAGGGGUGUCCUGCAAUGAAGGGAAUUUACGUUUUGUUCCUCUUGACGGCAGCGCUGUUUGCAGUGACGAAUGGAGAGGUGGAAGAUGAAGAAGCGGGACUGAAUUUGUCGUUACUAGAUCUGUUAACCCAGGGAGACAGACGGGUGAGGAAUUGGCAUGGCAGCGCAAAGGCAUACCAGCCGGACGGCAGACCUGGUAUCUACAUUGACAUAAGUUCGAGAACGCCGGGGGGAAGAUCUGGUAUCAGCAUUGGCAGAAAACUGAAGAAGUUGCUAGUUUCUUCUGAGUCGGAUGAAUCUCCUGCGUCGUAUUCUUCUGAGUCGGAUGAAUCCUCUGAAUCGAAAUCUUCUGAGUCACAAGAAUCCUCUGAAUCGAAAUCUUCUGAGUCACAAGAAUCCUCUGAAUCGAAGUCUUCUGAGUCACAAGAAUUCUCAGAAUCGAAAUCUUCUGAGUCACAAGAAUCCUCUGAAUCGAAAUCUUCUGAGUCACAAGAAUCCUCAGAAUCGGAAUCUUCUGAGUCACAAGAAUCCUCCGAAUCGAAAUCUUUUGAGUCACAAGAAUUCUCUGAAUCGCAGUCUUCUGAGUCACAAGAAUCCUCAGAAUCGGAAUCUUCUGAGUCACAAGAAUCCUCAGAAUCGAAAUCUUCUGAGUCACAAGAAUCCUCUGAAUCGCAGUCUUCUGAGUCACAAGAAUCCUCAGAAUCGGAAUCUUCUGAGUCACAAGAAUCCUCAGAAUCGAAAUCUUCUGAGUCUCAAGAAUCCUCAGAAUCGAAAUCUUCUGAGUCACAAGAAUCCUCAGAAUCGAAAUCUUCUGAGUCACAAGAAUCCUCAGAAUCGAAAUCUUCUUCUUCUGAGUCACAAGAAUCCUCAGAAUCGGAAUCUUCUGAGUCUCAAGAAUCCUCAGAAUCGGAAUCUUCUGAGUCACAAGAAUCCUCAGAAUCGAAAUCUGAGUCACAAAAAUCCUCAGAAUCGAAAUCUUCUGAUCUUCUGAAUACCACUCGUGAAGAGCGCGAGAGCAAGGUGCCUGUACGGGUUCAAGUCACCUCUGAAGCAUUUUCAAAGGAAUCGACGCCUCGAAAAGGAAGUCCCGAUAUAUUUACCAUACUGAAGGUCAGCGUCUGCGACAGGACUGAAGAGGAAACGGAGAGGAGAGGUUUGCAUCCAGAAGUCACCGUGGCAGAGUCAGCUUCCGGCCCCCCAAAGCAGGCCGGAUAUGACACACCGCUGAGCACUUGA